AUGGAAGCAUACCAUGAAUUCAUCGAACCUUCAAGGAUUAGUCAUAGUGUGGGAUGUAACUUUAUAUCUCCUACUACAAAGCAUUUGAUAAUUGGUAAAGCAUCGAUACUCCAGAUCUUUGAAGUUGUAUUAUUAAAGAAAUCUACUGUUACUAAACCACAAUAUCGUUUGAAAUUAAUAGAUCAUUUUAAACUUCAUGGACAAAUUACAGAUUUGAAAGCUAUUAGAACUGUUGAAAAUCCUGUAUUGGAUUAUUUGAUAGUAUCUACUAAAUGGGCUAAAUUUUCCAUAAUAAGAUGGGAUCAUCAAUUGCAUACUAUAUCUACGGUUUCAUUACAUUAUUAUGAAGAAGCUCUUCAAAAUAUGACUUAUGAAAAACUCUCAUUUUCGGAAUUAUUAGUAGAACCUUCAUAUUAUUCAUGUGCAUGUCUUCGAUUCAAGAAUCUAUUAUGUUUCUUACCAUUUGAAACCAAUGAAGUAGAUGAUGAUGAUAUGGAUGAGGAUGAUGAUGAGCAUAUGGUAGAACAUAAAAAUUCAGUAAAUGGAAGUGGAAGUGGUGGAGCUAAUACAGGUGAAGUUGUUGUUAGUUCAGAAAAUUCAAAGGUAUUUGAUUCUAGUUUUAUAAUAGAUGGACAAAGUUUGGAUUCUUCUAUUGAUAGUAUAGUUGAUAUGCAAUUUUUAUACAAUUACAGAGAACCUACUAUAGCUAUAUUAUCACAAAAGAAUCAUGUAUGGUCAGGAAAUUUAAUUAAACAAAAGGAUAAUUUACAAUUCUCUAUACUUACAAUUGAUUUAGCUUCUAGAACUACUGUAAGUGUAUUAAAAGUAGAAAAUUUACCUUAUGAUAUAGAUAGAAUUAUUUCCUUACCUUCACCAUUAAAUGGAUGUCUCUUAUUUGGUUGUAAUGAAAUAAUUCAUGUUGAUAAUGGAGGUAUUGUUAGAAGAAUAGCAGUUAAUCAAUUCACUCCUUUAAUUACUGCAUCUACAAAGAAUUACCUUGAUCAAUCUGAUUUAAAUUUAAAAUUAGAGAAUUGUAAUGUAGUAUUAAUCCCCAAUGAUCAUAGAGUACUUUUAGUUCUUAAUAAUGGAGAAUUUUAUUAUAUUAAUUUUGAAGUUGAUGGAAAAUCAAUUAAAUCACUUAAUAUUGAAGUUAUUGAUAAGAUCUUAUAUAAUAGUGUUAAUUUGGUAUAUCCCGGAGAUAUCACUGUUCUUGAUAAUAACUUAUUAUUUUUCACUAAUCAAAAUGGUGAUAGUCCAUUAGUGCAAUUCAAAUAUAAAGAUUCAUCAAUCAAAUCAGAAAAAUCUAAUGGGAAGCCAACUGUGAAUGGUAAAGAAGAAGUUGAAGAGGAAGAUGAUGAUGACUUUUAUAAUGAUGAAGAAGAAGAACAAAAGAUUGUUUUAAGUAAAUCAUCAAUUGAAUUCUUACUUCAUGAUGAAUUAAUGAAUUUUGGUGUAACAUCUUCAUUUACUCUUGGAUACUAUUCAACUGAGAAAUAUAUUGCUAAUUUAAAGAAUCCAAAUUAUAAUGAAGUUUGUAUAGUAUCCAAUUCAGGAACUCAUAUUCAAGGUAGAUUAAAUAUUAUAACUCCAACUGUUCAACCUAAUAUUGUAUCAUCAUUAACAUUUUCUCAAGUUAAUCGAAUGUGGAAUAUAAAUCAAAAAUUCUUAAUUACUUCCGAUGAUAUUAAUAGUAAAUCAGAAAUUUUUCAAAUUGAAAAAUCAUUUGCUAGAUUAAAAUCUAAAGAUUUUAUUAAUAAUGAAGCUACGAUUUCUAUGCAUGAAUUAAAUAAUGGUAAAUAUAUUUUACAAAUUACUCCUCAUAAGAUUAUAUUAUAUAAUAAUUCAUUUAAGAAACGAUUAGAAUUACAUGAAGGAAUUUCAAAUGAUGAUGAAAUUAUUAAUAGUACUUUAAAGGAUGAAUUCUUAAUGAUUUUUUUAUCUAGUGGUGAUGUAUUAAUUUUAGCAAUUAAUACAUAUAAUGAAACAUUUACAAAAGUUGAAAUUCCUAAAAUUUUAAGUGAUGUUAUUAUAACUUCUGGAGCUAUUACAAAUUCUCGAUUAUUAACUGCUGUACUGAAAAAUAUUAAUUUAGCUAUAAAUAAAGGUCAAAAGAGAAGUAGAAUUUCUACAUUAUCUUAUCAAAUGGCUCCAACUGAUAUUGGACCAAAACUGAAAACAUUUAUAUUAGUUACUGGUGAUAAUAGAAUAGUUGCAUUUAAUAGAUUUCAUAAUCAAAAAUGUUUCCAAUUAAAUGAUGUUGAUAAAUUUACUGAUACUUUAACUUUAGCAUUUUUUGAUCCCAAACAAAUUUAUCCUGAUCCUUUUAUAAAACAAGUUAUAUUAGGAGAAUUAGGUGAUAAAGAUCAUAAAGAAGAAUAUUUAACUAUUUUAACUAUUGGAGGUGAAGUAAUAAUGUAUAAACUAUUUUAUGAUGGAGAAAAUUAUAGAUUUAGAAAAGAAAAAAAUUCUGCUUUAACAGGAGCUCCAGAUAAUGCAUAUCCUUUAGGUACAGCUAUUGAAAGAAGAUUAGUUCAUUUUUCUAAUAGAAAUGGAUUUAAAUAUAUUUUUGUAACUGGAGUAACUCCUUAUAUUAUAUUAAAGAGUUUACAUUCAAUACCUCGAAUAUUUAAAUUUUCAAAAAUUCCUAUACUUUCAAUAUCUUCAUAUGCUGAUUCUAAAGUUACAAAUGGAUUAAUUUAUUUAGAUAAUCAUCAAAAUGCUAGAAUUUGUGAAUUAGCAUCUGAUUUUAGUUAUGAAAAUACUUGGCCAAUUAAAACCGUUCAUGUAGGUGAACUGAUAAAAUCAAUUGCUUAUCAUGAAACAAGUAAUACUUAUAUUGUUUCAACUAUUAGUGAAAUUCCUUAUGAAGGUAUAGAUGAAGAAGGUAAACCAAUUGUUGGAAUUCAUAAUGAUUUACCAAGACCUGAAUCUUUUAAAGGUUCUAUUAAAUUAAUAUCUCCUUAUAAUUGGACUGUUAUUGAUUCAAUAGAAUUUAAAGAUGAUGAAGUUGGAAUGUCUGUUAAAUCAAUGGUUUUAGAUGUGGGUAAUUCGAAGAGAUUUAAAAAUAAACGAGAAUUAAUAACAGUUGGAACUGGUAAAUAUAGAAUUGAAGAUUUAUCAUCUAAUGGUGCAUUCAAAAUUUAUGAAAUUAUUGAUAUUGUUCCUGAACCAGGAAAACCUGAAACUAAUCAUAAAUUUAAAGAAAUGUUUCAAGAAGAUACUAGAGGUGCUGUUACAUCAAUUUGUGAAGUUAGUGGAAGAUUUUUAGCAGCUCAAGGUCAAAAAAUUAUUGUAAGAGAAUUAGAAGAAGAUAGUGUAGUUCCAGUGGCAUUUUUAGAUACUUCAGUAUAUGUAACUGAAGCUAAAAGUUUUGGAAAUUUAGUAAUUUUAGGUGAUUCUAUUAGAAGUAUUUGGUUAAUUGGAUUUGAUGCAGAACCAUUCCGAGUUAUUAUGUUGGGAAAAGAUUUAAGUAAUGUUGAUGUUAAUUGUGCCGAUUUUAUUACUAAAGAUGAAGAAAUUUAUGUAUUAUUAGCUGAUAAUAAUAAUAUUUUACAUUUAGUUCAAUAUGAUCCUGAAGAUCCUUCAUCUUUAAAUGGUCAAAGAUUAAUAUCUCGAGCUUCAUUUGCUUUAACUUCUUAUGUAACUUGUAUGAAAAAAAUUCCUCGAAGUGAAGAAAGUUAUGAUGCAGAUACAGGAAUUCAUGAAUUUACUACUUCUAAUGAUUUUCAAACUAUUGGUUCUACUAUUGAUGGUUCAUUCUUUACUGUAUUCCCCAUUAGUGAGGCUACUUAUAGAAGAAUGUAUAUUCUUCAACAACAAUUAAUUGAUAAAGAAUAUCAUUAUUGUGGUUUAAAUCCUCGUUUAAAUCGUUAUGGAGGUUUAUCAUUAAUUGGAAAUGAUACUAACACAAAACCAAUUUUAGAUUAUGAUGUAAUUAAAACAUUUGCCAAAUUAAACGAAGAUAGAAAGAAAAACUUAUCUAGUAAAGUUAGCUCAAAGAAUAUUUCUCAAGAUAUCUGGAAGGAUAUAAUUGAGUUCGAACAUGUUCUACAAGGACUAUAG
Scheffersomyces amazonensis is the source of this 4062-nucleotide messenger RNA. RefSeq names its product cleavage/polyadenylation factor CFT1. NCBI's taxonomy places the organism in Eukaryota, Fungi, Ascomycota, Pichiomycetes, Serinales, Debaryomycetaceae. Gene Ontology annotation, molecular function: protein binding; nucleic acid binding. The coding region runs from base 1 to 4062 and encodes 1353 amino acids. The transcript has 2 exons. The record is from RefSeq and is a predicted model, not a curated record. Gene Ontology annotation, cellular component: nucleus; mRNA cleavage and polyadenylation specificity factor complex.